AUGGUUUUCAAUCCUACAAGUCCUAUUCGUGCCUUUGGCCGUAAACCCGUCAUUGUCGCCAGGACUGCCACGCCCUCAAGCGCAAUCGUGGCCGCUGAGAAGGACUCCACAAUGUCGCCCGCAGAAAUACCACUCUCCUCAUCUCCUUUGACAGGAUGGCGGGGGGGAGUCUCGCGUCUCAUGCGCCAGUCUCAAGAGCGACAUGCCCCUCCACCCGAGGUCAGCCGCUGGUCCAAGACCACGACAGAAUCCGAAGCCUCGGAAUCAAUACAGCCACCAGUGUCCAAGAAGUCCAAUGUUCUGAAGAAGAAAAAUGGCAAACAGGCCAGACUGUCCAAGGACACUACAAAUUCGAGUCCGGUCGACCCAUCCUACGAUCCUACAACUAAGACUUUGCAUCCAAUCGGCGACAUUGAGAUGCCACCGGUUGCGGUAACAGGCCCGGAUGAACCACGAUCGUUUUACGACUCUGGCUCUGAUGAAUCGAGUGACAAUGAACACAUUAUUCACCGAGCAAGCAGCGUGCGAGUCGCCCGACCACACAUUAUCCAGCAUAGCAAUGCUUCCGGCGGAUCUGUGCCGAAGCUGUGUCCCUCUCAAGCCUCCACUUCAAACGAGGGGCCAUCAACAACAGAAGCAUCGUCAACAGACAUCACAGAACUCAAGAAGCUACAAAAUAUGGCAGCAACUGCGGAGCAACGACAGAAGAACAAUAUCUCAGGCACGCCAGCGGAUGCACUGAAAGCAUUGGAAGGUCAGGGGUCAAACCAUGAAAGUACAACCGCCUCCACAGAAACAGAGUCGCAAGCAACUACAGCCACAAGCUCUUCGCAGACCAAUCCCAUCAAUGAAACCAUCCUGGAAUUCCCAGAAACUCCAAGCAAGCUUGAGGCCCUGGACACCCUUCCCACCCCGUUCGGUGGGUUUGGCUCAGUCCGGAUACCGAGCAGUACCAACACCAACACCGACACCACCUACUCUAGCAGCACGUACGUAUCGCCCGAGUCAAUUGACGGGCUCAGAGCGAACCCUGUCACGGAGACGGACAAAAAGCUGUCCCGGGCCAUUUCUGCUCCGGUAAGAAACCCCGUACGCCGCGUCAUGAUCCGCCCUGCCGACCUGGUCAUCAAUCGGACCAACAACGACCCCAAGCUAUUCCGUGAAUCAAUUGUCAGCACGCCCUACCCAGCUCGACACAGCAGCAUUGGCGAAAUCGACGAGGUACAGGCACCACCCCAGGAGGGCAGAACGCCUCGGUCAUUGCGUCGAGCCAAGCCACUGUCUCACCGGAAAGAAAACGAGUCUGCAGCAGACGAGAAGGAAAAAUCUUCUCGGAACACACAGCAGCCCCCUGAAGUGCCCCUCUCAACAAAACCGCUACCCUCAGCGCCAGUGACUUCGCGCUCCGAUCGAUUCCCGUCUCCAGUUGCGCCAGAGAUACUAUUCCUCGACCUCCGCCUUGCGCGUCACCCUUCUGCCCGAGUCACGGUUGAGAUUGAAGUCAGUGACAAAACAACAUUCGACGAUGAAGCCCUGUUCACGACCAUUCGAGAAGCGUACAACGACCGACUCCUCGGCUUUAUCCGCAGAUUUCUGUCGGCUCGAACACUCUCGUACGCCAGUGUGGCGAGGAGUAACAAGGACAACGGCACGAGCACGCCGACUUCGAGCAACUCAAUCAGCGGGACACCAGGUCUGCGAGGGUUCGGACUCGGAUACUGGCACGGGCAGACGUCGAUCGUCGAGAACGUCACCGGGACUGCGGUGCCUGAAAUCGACGGUCUCGACUUCAUCAAGCAUCUGCUGCGACCACGGCUCGGACGUCGCAGGAAAAUGUGGCUUCUCUGGCUGCGCAACAGCCAGUACACUUUGGAAUCAUUCGCGCGACGAUCCCGUCCGCUGAUGACCAUGAUUCCACCGUCUUCGUCAUCAAUGUACAGUCCACACGCAGCCGACGAUAAUGGCCACAGCCCGGUGUAUUCGUUCAUGCAUUCGCGGCAAGGCAGCAGUGGACAGGGCGAUCCUAUCGACGGCAACGACCUUGCGACGACUUUGAAUACCAACACCAACGCUGGGACCCGUGCUCCUUCGGUUUCCGGAGGACUCGGGCGAACUCCCACCGUCACUAUCCCCCGAAUGCCCUUCCAGCCAUCUACUACUACGGCGGCUGCUGCUCCCUACCGGUCCAAAUCCACGGCAGAGACAACCGGUCGUCGAUACGGACCUCACGGCCACCACACAGCCGGGGCCGGUCCACCAACACUCUAUUUACAUUACACAUUUUCCAUACGCAAGAUCUUGGCCAUGUUGUGUAUCAUCUUCUUCAUGGCCGUCUUUACUGCCACCAUGUGGAUCCUGUUCGGUGUGCCUGGCCGUGGAGCCGAUCAGGGCAACGGCCUGACAGAGGUUGAGGGCAAGGCAUAUACCCUUAGCUGGAGACGGGAUGCGCAGAGCCGCGUCGGUGUCGGUCUCGUGCUGGGUAUUGUGGUGUUGGGUCUGGGCUUGGUCACUGAGCUGGUGUGGGUUUGGGCUACUUGGAUUCUGGUGUGA
Molecule: messenger RNA, 2550 nt
Organism: Exophiala dermatitidis NIH/UT8656
Lineage: Eukaryota; Fungi; Ascomycota; Eurotiomycetes; Chaetothyriales; Herpotrichiellaceae
Exons: 1
Coding region: 1-2550 (849 amino acids)
Source: RefSeq, a predicted model, not a curated record